UGGAACGCCACCUGAAAAUGCACGCAGGUGAGAAGCCUCACUCUUGUAGCACCUGUGGAAAAAGAUUCCUGCUGAUCAGCGAUGUUACGAGGCAUAUGAGGAUUCAUACAGGGGGAAAGCCUUUUGCAUGCGAAUUGUGUGGCCGAUCUUUCCGACAACGUUAUCACUUGAAAGCCCACAUGAGUUUCCACACAGGUGAGAAGACUCACUCCUGCAGUAUCUGCGGGAAAAAAUUUGGUCAAGGCUCAGAGUUAAGGCAACACGCCACAGUUCAUACAGGUGAAAAGCCAUUUACUUGCGGAACAUGUGACAAAUCUUUCAGGUUAAUGUGUAGCUUGAGAUCCCACAUGAAAUCACACACGGGUGAAAGACCAUUCCCCUGUGACACCUGUGGAAAAGCAUUUCACAAGACUUCAAAUUUGUAUAGGCACCAAAGAAGUCAUACUGGAGAAAAGCCAUUCACAUGUGCAACCUGUUACAAAUCUUUCAAAAAUGGGUGUGACUUGAAAAUUCACAUUAGAAGAGUCCACACUGGUGAGAAUGCCUUCCCUUGCAAGAUCUGUAAGAAAAAUUUCUACUUAUUAUGUCACUUAACACGGCACAUGAAAUCGCAUAGAAACAAGUAGCCGUGUGUGUGCAGAUGUGUGAGAGGUGAUUUUAGACAAAUGAUAGCUACAUCUCUACUUUUAAACUACAGUUUUCCUUAGAGGGGGUUCACAUCGUCUAUGUGUACUGAUCAUGUCUCUUGAUUGGCAAUUCAAGGUAGCAUGCAGGCUCAUAACGUUGCGUUUUUCAGAUAUGUGUGACAUGAUUCACUCAGCUGUUUGUGCUUGAAAUGCCCAUAACCCUGAAUACAUACCUCUCAAAAUGACCUGAAUAAACAACUCCUCUGCUGUGUGACGAGAAA
Messenger RNA from Notolabrus celidotus (New Zealand spotty), 907 nucleotides. Its product is annotated as gastrula zinc finger protein XlCGF71.1-like. Bases 18 to 626 code for a protein of 202 amino acids. The transcript has a single exon. The record is from RefSeq and is a predicted model, not a curated record. NCBI's taxonomy places the organism in Eukaryota, Metazoa, Chordata, Actinopteri, Labriformes, Labridae.